Salvia miltiorrhiza (redroot sage) is the source of this 1143-nucleotide messenger RNA. RefSeq lists its product as uncharacterized. NCBI's taxonomy places the organism in Eukaryota, Viridiplantae, Streptophyta, Magnoliopsida, Lamiales, Lamiaceae. The record is from RefSeq and is a predicted model, not a curated record. Gene Ontology annotation, molecular function: nucleic acid binding; RNA-DNA hybrid ribonuclease activity. Bases 1 to 1143 code for a protein of 380 amino acids. The transcript is spliced from 2 exons.
AUGGUGGCAGAUAUGUUGAAUACAGAUCGUUCUUGGGACAAGGAUUUUGUCUUGGCUUGUUUCCCUGAUGUGGUGGCGGAGAGUAUAUGCUCUAUUCCUUUGGAUAAAAAAGCGAUUGAAGAUAGACGCUAUUGGGGAUUCGACGAGCGAGGAAGAUAUUCGGUAAAAUCGGGAUACUUAUGCGGCACCAAUUUUUUUGAGCCAAGAGUGCACACAUCUUCCUUCUCCGAAGCUUCGUGGUGGAAGAAAAUAUGGGCGCUUAAUGUUCCUCCUAAAGUUAAACAUUUGGCAUGGAAAGCUCUUCAUGAUUAUGUUGUUUCCAACGGGAAUCUGGCAGCUCACCAUGUUCCGGUUUUGGGCUUUUGUUCCUGGUGCCAACAAGCUUGGGGGAGUACGGAGCAUGCUUUGGUGUGGUGUGAGAAAGUUAGAGGGUUCUGGAAGGAAUCAGUGUUCUGGGAAUGGAUUGGGCAGUUCAAGCUUCUCUCUCUAGCUGAUUUGAGUCAGCUGGUGUUAGAUAAGGGAGCGAAAAAACAUGGUGAUAAGAAAGAUUGGGGGGUGGCGGACGUGAGAGAGAGUAAUAGACGGCUGGGUUUCUUCCAGAAAGCUAAAGAGCACCUUGCUAUAGAGGGGCGGGUCCUUCCUGCUGAGGGAGUGGAUUUUUGGUACCCUCCGCCGAGGAACGUGCUACGGUUGGAUGUUGACGUGGCGUACCAGGAGAAUGGCUGUAGGUUGUUAGUUGGUUUUAUUUUUCGAAACGAUAGAGGGGAGAUUGUUGCGGCGGGAGCUAAGCCAGUUGGGUUUACUGAAACGGUGUUGCUUGGAGAGUUGCAUGCUAUGCUAAUCGCUGUGGGAGUGUGUUUGUCGUUAGAUUUGGGACCCGUGGUUCUUUUUUCGGACUCUCUAUUGGCGAUCCAUUUGCUGCAUGAUACUUACCAUGGUUCCGACUCUUUGUGUGAUGACUUGCAUGAGGCCUUCGUUCAUGCUCGUGAGACGGUGGUGUUGGAUUUUUUACAUGUUCGUCGUGAGGCUAAUAGAGCUGCUCAUGAACUUGCUAGACUAGCUUUGUCUUUUUCCGAUGUAAUGAUUUGGAAGUCAGAUUUUCCUAUCUGGCUUUCAAAUAUUGGUCUUUCCGAUUUGAAUUAA